This is a messenger RNA of Lottia gigantea (owl limpet), 1197 nucleotides long. RefSeq lists its product as hypothetical. The record is from RefSeq and is a predicted model, not a curated record. The coding region runs from base 1 to 1197 and encodes 398 amino acids. Gene Ontology annotation, molecular function: protein binding; protein-membrane adaptor activity. NCBI's taxonomy places the organism in Eukaryota, Metazoa, Mollusca, Gastropoda, Lottiidae. The transcript is spliced from 9 exons. Gene Ontology annotation, biological process: nucleus-vacuole junction assembly.
AUGUUAAAAUACUGUCUAUGUAUAUUUACAUGUGGGUGUUAUCCUGGACCCCAGGCUAAUAAUGGUCUCAAUGGUGAUGACUAUGAUACUAUGCUGUUAGAUAAUGAGAAACAGGCUGUAGAAAAUCUUCUUAGUUAUCUAGAAUCUAAUUCUAGUGUGACCAAGUUAACUGAGGAACAUAUCAGAGCUCUGACAAUUCUAACAUUCUCUGACAAUGAGGAACUCCAGAGAUCAGCAGCACUGUGUUAUACAGAAAUAGCUGAUAGAGUAAAAACACCACUAACCCAGUCUCUAGCUCUUCCUCUGGUUGAGUUACUAGGCUCUAGUGAUAUUCAGGUUCAGAAAAUAACCACCCUGGCUAUGAGUAACUUUAUAUUGAAUGGACCAGAGAAUAAGGAAGUACUAGUAAACAGUGGAGCUCUGUUGCCACUGAUAUUACUGUUAAAUUCACGAAAUACAGAGGUACAGUGUAAUACUUGUGGCUGUCUCACUACCCUGGCCACAACAGAUUCAACAAAGAAAACUAUAGCAACAGAGAAUGGUAUCAUACCAUUACUACGUUUACUUAAUUCUAGUGAUGUCAGAGUACAACGUAAUGCAGCUGGCGCAGUUCUUAAUCUUACUCAUUUAGAAUCAAACAGAGCUGAGUUAGUAGACAAGGGGGCGUUACCAAUACUGAUACUAUUAUUAUCAUCCAAUGAUGAAGAAGUACAGUAUUACAGUGCCGCAGCUCUCAGUAAUAUUGCUGUCAAUGAUAUACAUCGUAUUAUGAUGGUUGCUAUUGGUAACCAUGACAUAAUUCGCGAUCUCAUCAAAUUAUUAGCGUGCAGAAGAGAAAAGGUAAAAUGUCAAGCAAGUUAUGCUUUAAGAAAUCUCGCUUCAGACGGAGACAACCAGAUUUGGAUGGUGAGAUUUGGGGUUUUGGAUCCCUUAAUGAAAGUCAUUCGUAAUUCUAGCCGAGAAACACUAGGAGCAGCAGUUGGGUGUCUUCGUAAUCUCUCAAUACUGAAGGCUAACGAGGCAACUAUAGUCAAACAGGGAUUCCUGGCAGACUUGUGUUAUAUUUUAAAGACUGGUACCAAUAUUGAGGCUCAGCGCCACUCGGCUGGUAUUUUACGUAAUUUAGUGGUGGGAGAUCAAACGCAAGUAUGUAUUAAUCUGAAUUUACAAUCAUUGAUUAGCAUAACUUCGUCUUAA